GUGUGUGUGUGUGUCGGCUGGGUGUGGUCUGACAUGGGCUCCGUGUGUGUGUGUGUGUGUGGGCUCGGCGUUCCUCAACAGUGCUUUAACUUUCCACUCAUCAAGCGAGCGUGAUGCUAUUAAAAAUGGGACCAAAGGACUCUCAAACCUCUAGGUGGAGACCCGGCGCUGAUGUGGCAGCUUCCUGUUUACCCCGGUGCGGCCCUGCUCCUUCUCUUCUGCGCUGUCAUCUUGCUUAUCAAGACACAGUGAAUUUAAGAGCCACUGAGCCUUUGGGUUCAGUUAUCUCCUCUCGGUCCUGCGUGUUGUCUCCGUCGGACUGCGUCCUCUCGGGGCCACGUAGGCCUCUGCCUCUGUUCUCUCGUCACUCCACGAAAUCAUCCCUUCACAGAUCAAAGGCACGGUCCAGGAGCGUGAUACCCGGAGAGGGAGGCCUCGGCCCAGGCUCACCGCGCUCCCCCAGAUCCAUGGAGAGGCCCCUGAAGUCCGGCUGGCUCAAGAAACAACAGAGGUCUCUGGUGAAGAACUGGCAGCAGCGUUACUUUGUGCUGAGAGGGAGCACGCUGACCUACCACAAAGAUGACAAGGAAACCACUGUGCAGGGAGUCAUCCAGCUGCGUUUCAGUAAAGUUAACGACCUCCCGCCGAACUUGGAUGACCCCGGGAAGUACCUGUUUGAGAUCAUACCACGUACGACUAAAGACAGAGAGCGAUGUCCCUACGUGUUCAUGGCAAACUCCCAGAGUGACAUGGAGGAGUGGGUCCGCACUCUGCGCAAAGUCAUUGGAGUACCAACAAGUGGAGUGUUUGGAAAGGGUCUCGUGGACACGGUGACGUAUGAGCAACGGUUCGGGCCUCAUAUGGUGCCGAUCCUGGUGCAGAAGUGUGUGGAGUUCAUCACGGAGAACGGCCUGGAUGAAGAGGGCAUCUUUCGCCUCCCGGGUCAGGACAAUGCUGUGAAACAGUUCAGAGACGCCUUUGAUGCAGGAGAGAGACCCUCCUUCCCUAAGGACACGGACGUCCACACGGUGGCGUCACUGCUCAAGCUGUACCUGCGCGAGCUUCCUCAGCCUGUGGUGCCGUGGGCUCAGUACCAAGACUUCCUGGACUGCACCAACCCGCUGGACUUCAGCAGCACACAGGGUUGGGAAAAGUUGCAGAAACAAAUUGCUCUCCUCCCCAGAAUCCACUACAACCUUCUCGGUUAUGUCUGCCGGUUUUUGUUUGAGGUGCAGCAGCACUCCAAGGUGAACAAGAUGAAUGUGGAGAACUUGGCCACCGUGAUGGGGAUCAACCUGCUCAAACCUCAGAUAGAAGACCCCAUAUCUGUGAUGAAGGCCACUCCUCAGAUCCAGAAGCUGAUGACGGUGAUGAUCAGAAAGCAUGACAUUCUGUUUCCUCUCUCCGAAGACGUCCUUCCCUCCCCUCCCUCAAAGAAGACUGAAAGCCAGAAGAACACGCCCCGCAGCUUCGUGGGCUGGGAGUCCGCAGAGAUGGGGGACGCGUCGCUGUCUGAGUCUCCAGAAGAGGAGGAGGACAUUGACAGUCCCGGUCCAAACAGAGGAGACUGCAGCCCCCAAAACACGUGGCAGGAGCCUCGCUCCACUUCCACAGACGACUGGACGGGAAGUCACCGCAAACGCACCCAGACCCUUCCCACCUUCAACUGCCCUCUCACGGGGAUGGCCGCCAAGGCCGAAGCUCUCAACCGGUGGAGUAACAUCCACGAGAACGCGGAGGAGAAGAGCGGGACAUUGUCAGAGGACAUUUUUAAGAUCCUGGACCUCCGGAGCUCAGGCUCAUUGUUCGGGGGGCCUCAGACGAGCAACAAGGGGGGAGAAGAUAAGAUAUUAGCGGCCCAGAGAGAAAGGGACGACACGGGUUCUUCAACCCCCGCCUCCCAAAAACCCGGCGGCGGCGGCGGCGGCGGCGGAGUUCAGCCCGCCCGCGUGCUGUGUCAUCAGAAGAAUGUGGGCAGCUCGAUGGGACCAGACCAGCAGGUCAGCGGGCGGUCUGAGCAGGAGACGGACGGCCAGCCGCUUGCAGACAGUCUGCAGCAGGAGAACAUGGAGCUGAAGGCCACAGUGGCAGAGCUCCAGUCCGCCCUGGAGGCAGAGCGCCGGCGAGCGGCCGCGCUCGAGCUCUGCCUGAGAAACGCUGAGCGCAGCCGAGACGAAGCUCAGAGACGCAACGAGGAGCUGCAAAGAGACAUUCAGCAGUUCCUCACCAAAAAGACACAAGCUGCUACCUAGCGUCACUUUUCACUAGUAUUUGUAUUUAUGACGCCAACAGAGCUAAUUUCACAUGAACUGGUUAAGGAAAAAUCCUGCAUUGGGAUUAGAUUGUGUUUCUAUUUGAGCUCUAUUUGGUUCUCGAGUUAUUGCAUUGGCUCAUUUGCUUUGGGCCUAAAUAGGUUUUAAUAUCAGUAUUCACAUUACAGACAUUGUAGGCAUGUUCCUCCCUACCAAGAACUGCCUUCGAUCUGGUCUGUCCACAGGGGAAACACUGGUUUCGAUUGAAUCGUCUGCUCCGAGGUCGACUGUGGAAAUACUAUGUGUAUGUGGAUUGACGAAUCCAUUAUUUGAUGUUUCAUGUCAGUGGUAAAUUAAUAAAACAGCCCAGAAGUGA
Molecule: messenger RNA, 2628 nt
Organism: Gasterosteus aculeatus aculeatus (three-spined stickleback)
Lineage: Eukaryota; Metazoa; Chordata; Actinopteri; Perciformes; Gasterosteidae
Gene: arhgap25
Product: Rho GTPase activating protein 25
Biological process (GO): actin filament organization; negative regulation of small GTPase mediated signal transduction; phagocytosis, engulfment
Cellular component (GO): phagocytic cup
Molecular function (GO): GTPase activator activity
Source: RefSeq, a predicted model, not a curated record